This is a messenger RNA of Plasmodium gonderi, 1557 nucleotides long. RefSeq lists its product as hypothetical. Lineage: Eukaryota; Apicomplexa; Aconoidasida; Haemosporida; Plasmodiidae. The coding region runs from base 1 to 1557 and encodes 518 amino acids. The transcript is spliced from 2 exons. The record is from RefSeq and is a predicted model, not a curated record.
AUGAAAAAAAAUAAAGAGGGUGCUGAUAGACGAGGAAAAAUCGAAAAGAAAUAUAUUUCGGAUAUGCUUAAAGAAAACGAAUGUGAAACGUUGGAAGAAUUGAAAAAUUUAAUAACAUUUUUGAAUGCUGAAAAUAAAAGGCUACAUUCAGUGAACAUAGAAUCACUGAAAAAGAUUAGCAUUUUAACCGUCAGAGCAAAGAAUUUAGAAAGUUUAACAAAAAAUUAUGAUAAGUUUUAUCAGAAUGGAAAAUCCUACAGGAAUAAGUUAGAAGAGUUGAACCGAAAAGUAAAUGAACUCAUGAGUUACACAAAGGACAAAGAAAAUGAAUACAAAGAAGUAGUAGGAGAACAAGAUAAAUACUUUAAAAACUUCUUCACAAAUUUAAAUAAAAUCACCGAAGCAAUUGCUUCAUGCAAAUUGGAUAGCAUUAAAGGCGAGGAAAGAAGUUCCUCUCCCGAUGUUGGUGAUCUAUUUGAUAGUGAAAUGUAUCGUCACAAGGGGUAUCCCAAAAUUUCCUUUUCGGUUAAUACAUCUGACAAGGGAGAUGAUGAAGCUGGCAAUGAUGAUGAAGCUGGCAAUGAUGAUGAAGCUGGCAAUGAUGAUGAAGCUGGCAAUGAUGAUGAAGCUGGCAAUGAUGAUGAAGCUGGCAAUGAUGAUGAAGCUGGUAAUGAUGAUGAAGCUGGCAAUAAUGAUGGUGGCUCUUAUACCAAUUGGGGAGAAGAAUAUAUGCAAAGCGCGAGGAAGGAAGAAAGGCAGCUACACACAAAAGAGUAUACUUACCUAAGAGCAACAAGGGAACGUUUAAAUAAUAAGAAAAAUACACAAAGUGAGCCACAUUUCCAACCUGAUAUAUCACCCUUUAAUGAAUCACGAAUAAAAAAUGAACAAUAUUUAUGCAAUGAAAAAAUUGAAAAAAUAAAAAGUUUAUGUGAAUCCUUCAAAAAUAUAGAUAAUGAAUCCUUAAAUUCGGGGAAUUCUUCCAACAUAAGUAAACAAAAUGACAAUUUCAACAUUUCAUCAAGACAAAAAAAAAAGAAAAAAAAAAAAGCAUUAAACAUUCAUCAGAACAAUUCAUUCCAUUCAGCAUCUGAAAGUGAAAAUAUCAAAGAGUGCGACAUGAAAAAUAAGGACGAUAUCAAAUUCGUUCUUAAUGCAAAAAAGUGGGAUGGAAAAAUAGGUGAAAAUGUUAUGCUAAACAACAAAAAAAAAGGAAUAAAAUUGGAAACACACAAAGGGGUGGACAAUAUUGUAAACUGUAAUACGGACAUAAAACAAAGAUUAACGAAUUUGAUAGAAGGUAUAAAUAGUAGUAAGGGGAAAAAAAAAAACCAUAACAUAUCUGCAAAGAAUAUUUCCAGUAAUAUUACUAGUGCUCAUAACAACAUAAUGGAAAUUUUAAACAAUAGAAUAAAUAAUACCUCCUUUGAGCACAUAGAAAAUAGUAGUGCUCCAAAGUAUGUAAAGUAUAACACUAUACAUAGAGAAAUUAUGAACCCGCGUGAACAUUUUGUUAAUCAGAACAAGAAUUCAGUAGAUCACAUUAUUUGCUUAUAA